Molecule: messenger RNA, 824 nt
Organism: Marmota monax (woodchuck)
Lineage: Eukaryota; Metazoa; Chordata; Mammalia; Rodentia; Sciuridae
Product: serine protease 40-like
Exons: 3
Coding region: 1-693 (230 amino acids)
Biological process (GO): proteolysis
Molecular function (GO): serine-type endopeptidase activity
Source: RefSeq, a predicted model, not a curated record
AUGCAGAUGACAGUGUACAAGGUCAUUGUCCACCCAGACUUCGACAAGCACCAUUUUUUAGGGAGUGACAUCACCUUGAUGCAGCUGCACCAGCCUGUGAAGUUCAGCUCCCACAUUCUACCUGCCUGUCUCCCAGAGAGCUCCACAAAGCCGGACUCUACAACAACAUGCUGGAUAAGUGGCUGGGGGAUGAUAACUGAAGAAAAAUUCCUGCCACCUCCCAUGCAACUUCAGGAGGCAGAGCUCAAGCUUGUACCCAGUGAUGUCUGUGACUCCUUUUACAGACCUCCCAACCCUGCUGACGCUGGCCCCAAACCUCCUGGUGUACACGAGGACGCAUUGUGUGCUGGGGACUAUAUAAAUGAAAGGUCCAUCUGCCGAGGAGAUUCUGGGGGUCCCUUUGUCUGCCCACUGGAAGGUGUUUGGUACCUGUUUGGACUGACAAGUUGGAGCCACAUAUGUCAAUCCCCUGUUGGUCCCAGUGUCUUCACCAAUCUCAGCUACUUUGCCGGCUGGAUUAAGAAGCACAAGAAGGAGAAUCCUGCGCCCGAUCCUGGAAAGGCUCCUCCUGUAGAAAAAGCACCUGCUCUGUCCACUGAUGUAUCUAGUGAAACUGUCCUGAAGCCCAGGAUGACUGUGCUGCUGUCUGCUCAGUUCCUCCUGCUGUGGCUGAGUUUGGUCAGUGCUCAGUGACAGGCUCCCAGCAUGUCCACGCCCAGCUUUCCUCCACAAGGCCCCUGGCUGAGCUCUGCACUGUCCUUCCAUGCUUCCAUCUCUGGGCUGUCCUGUCCAUCUAAGGCCCAGGCCUGAUGAAAUAAAAACAA